UGAUAAAAGCAAACGUUUUGGUUAUUAGCUGCUCUUUGGUUCAUAAUUACAGAGUCAGUAAUUUAUGUGAUUUUUUUCUCAAUUCUAUUGCAAAAUGCUUUUAAAAAAUUUUGAAAAGUGUUAGCAAAUAUAAAAUACUUUCGGAUAGUCCUCCAAUCGAUUAUAUCCAGUUGCGAAUCGGAGUGUUUAAAUAAGUGCUACGCAAAUUGCGACCUCGCAAAUUAUCGAUUUGUGCAAGUAAUUUUUUCGUGUAUGGAAUUUUCAUGGACGGAAAAAAUAUAAUUUCAUUUCGUUUUUAAGUAUUUUAUCGCAUAUCGAGACUGAAAAAAAACCCCAAACUCAAAAAUUGGGCAAAGAAAAAAUUGUGGACAGACAAACCAUUCCUACAUUCUUCGGUUAUAUUAAAUUAAGCGUAGGAUACUAACAUAAUCUUGUUUGUAUGUUGACAUCAGGGCACUGACAGGCGUAUAAACAUAGGUACGCGGGCCUUUAUAUGUAUGGAUAUAGUUAACGGAAUUUGUAUGCAAUUCACAUAUUACGUUGACCUCCGUUGCAUCCAAUAAGAGCGCAGUUAAAGUAACGUAUUUGGCCAUUACCUUGAGGCGAUACUAAUUUCCGCGGAGUUUUGCUGCCGUGUGGAAUACCGGCGGGUGCUCCGUGUUUAAAAAAAAAAUAAAGGUGUGAAAGUGCAGAUUACUAUGGAGCAAGUUGUACAAAGAAAACGCAGAUGUCGCAUCGAAAGGGCUUAUUAUAUUAUAUUUUUUGCUGUGCUGGCGAAUCUCUUCGUUGGAAGCCUGCAAGACUGCGUCUGGUAUGGAGUCUGCAAUAGGGAUGCUUAUCAGCAUAAGCAAUACUGUGUUUACAAUGGAACUGCAAAGGUUAUGCCUGCCGACGGAUUAGAGCUACUCAAAACAAGAUGCAGUCAUAUACUAGAAGGCGGCGCUACUGAAUUUUGUUGCGAUGUUGAACAGGUUACAAUACUUAAUGAUAAUAUAAAAUUAGCUGCGAAUUUUCUCGAGCGCUGCCCGUCGUGCAUGGCAAAUCUUGUGCGUCAUUUAUGUGACUUUUCGUGUUCACCAAAGCAAUCGGAGUUUGCGAAAGUUGCUGAAACUACUACCACACCGAAUGGCACAGUUUAUAUAAGCGCAUUGGAUUUACAUAUAACGGCUGCAUACAUAAACAAUACAUACAAAUCAUGUUCACAGGUCUCCGUACCAUCGACUGGCCAAAAGGCUUUGGAUUUAAUGUGUGGCAGCCACAUGGCGGCGCGUUGUAGCCCUACGAAAUGGUUUGAAUUUAUGGGCGAUAAAAAUAAUAUAUAUGUACCCUUUCAAAUCAACUACGUACAACAUGAAAAUAAAUCAGCGAUAAUUGAUGGACGCACUCCCUUAGAUCCGAAAACUACACCAUGUAAUCAAAAGCUUAACGAUAAAACUGCAGCCUGUGGUUGUAGCGAUUGUGAAGAUUCCUGUCCAGUGCCGGUACCAGAACCACCGCGUCCCGAACCAUUUAAAAUUGCAGGUUUAGAUGCAUUCGCUGUAAUAAUGGCUGUGGUCUUUAUCGUUGGCACAAUUCUCUUUCUCAUGGGCGUUUGCCUAUUUCCCUCCAAACGCAGCGAACGUGAUGGUUUGGAUAGUGGGCUGUGUAACGCCACUGUUAACAACCGAUUUACUGGACAAGUGAGUAACGAGUUUGCACCCGAGGAGGAUUCCCCACUUCAAUCGAAGCUGACCAAUGAUGAAAACGAGGUGGACGGUGCUCAGGGCGCACUUGAUGAAUAUGAAACCGGUUAUUUUGAAAAUCUCGGCGCCAAAACUGAAAAGUGUCUUGAAGCCUUCUUCACAACUUGGGGCAAAUUCUUUGCGCGGCGUCCGAAAAUUACGUUGGUUGGUGGUAUUUGUUUUGUCAUGCUUAUGGGCUAUGGCAUCAAGUUCUUGCAUAUAACUACCGAUCCGGUGCAGUUGUGGGCCUCGCCACAGUCAAAAUCGCGAAUUGAACGAGAAUUUUUCGAUUCACAUUUCCAGCCGUUUUACCGUUUGGAACAGGUAAUAAUACAUGCAGUUGACUUACCCGAUAUCGUGCACAACACGUCUAAUGGUCCCAUCCGCUUUGGCCCAGUAUUCGACAAAGCGUUUCUCGCUCAAGUCCUCGAGUUGCAAGAAGAAAUUAUGAAUUUGGGUAGGAAGGACAAUGGCACCGUGUUGGAGGAUAUUUGCUUUUCACCUUUGUCGAGUGAGGGUACAUCAACGAAAGAUAGUUCCAAGUGCAUUGUACAAUCCAUUUGGGGAUACUUCGGCAACGAUAUCGAACGUUUGGAUGAAACUGAUGAAGAUGGCAAUUUCGAGAUAACUUACUUGGAUGCAUUAUAUCAAUGCACUAGAAAUCCAUAUCUAUGUCUGGCACCCUAUGGCGGACCAGUGGAACCAGCGGUUGCUUUGGGCGGUUUUUUGGCAACUGGUGAACAGUUAUCGGGAGACACCAAAUUCGAGCGUGCAAAUGCCGUAAUACUUACCUUCCUAGUGAAUAAUUAUCAUGAAAAAGCCAAGUUGGGUCCGGCCUUGGAAUGGGAGGAACGUUUUGUGAAUUUUAUGUUAAAUUACACGAAGACUCGUAUGGGCAAACACAUGGAUAUUGCAUUCACUUCGGAACGUUCAAUUGAAGACGAACUAAAUCGUGAAUCUCAAUCCGAUGUUAUGACAAUACUCGUUUCCUACAUAAUAAUGUUCGCCUAUAUUGCCAUUUCAUUGGGCCACGUGCAGGAGAUGCGUCGCGCACUCAUCGACAGCAAAAUUACGCUGGGUGUUGGUGGUGUGAUCAUAGUGUUGGCAUCCGUGGUGUCUUCGGUGGGCGUUUUCGGCUACAUUGGCGUUCCGGCGACACUUAUCAUUGUCGAAGUUAUACCGUUUUUGGUAUUAGCUGUGGGUGUAGACAAUAUUUUCAUAUUGGUGCAGACUUACCAGCGUGAUGCGCGUCGCGCUGACGAAACACACGAGGAUCACAUUGGGCGAAUUCUUGGACGCGUUGGACCAUCUAUGUUGCUAACUUCAGUGAGUGAAAGCUGCUGCUUCUUUCUUGGUGGACUCUCCGAUAUGCCUGCCGUGAGAGCAUUCGCUUUGUAUGCCGGCAUGGCGUUGCUAUUCGAUUUUAUACUGCAAAUCACUUGUUUUGUUAGUCUACUAACACUCGACACCAAGCGGCAAGCCGAAAAUCGCUUGGAUAUUUUCUGUUUCAUACGUGGCAAGAAAAGUGAUGCAAUACCCAACCACGAGGGUUUGUUGUACAAAUUCUUCAAGAGUGUUUAUGUGCCCUUCAUAAUGCGUAAAACGAUGCGUGUAAUUGUUAUGAUUGUCUUCUUCGGUUGGCUUUGCAGCAGUGUCGCCAUUGCACCACACAUUGACAUCGGACUCGAUCAGGAGUUGUCAAUGCCGCAAGAUAGCUUUGUGCUGCACUAUUUCCGAGCACUGAACAAAUAUUUGAGUAUUGGACCACCGGUGUACUUCGUGUUGAAAUCCGGCUUGAACUUCUCCACAACAUUCCAUCAAGAUCUUGUUUGUUCCGGCAAAUUUUGUAACGAUGACAGUGUGUUGACACAAAUUUAUCUAGCCAGUCGUCGCGGAAAUGUGACAUACAUUGCACGUCCUGCCUCUAGUUGGAUUGAUGACUAUUUCGAUUGGAGUCAGUCGUCAAGUUGCUGUAAAUAUUUCCCGCAAUCUGGCGAUUUUUGUCCACAUCAAAAUACUGCCUGUUCUGACUGUGUAAUCGAUAAAAAUGAAAUUCAGCGUCCCACAGCUCACGAUUUUGGCAAAUAUCUAACCUUCUUCCUACGCGAUAAUCCUGACGAUAGUUGUGCCAAAGCUGGUCACGCUGCUUACUACAGUGCCGUGGAAUAUAAAACAAAUCCGCAUACAAAUUUGUCCACAGUCGAAGCAUCAUAUUUUAUGGCCUACCAUUCCAUAUUGAAAACAUCUGCUGACUACUAUGAAUCACUACGUGCGGCACGAAAAAUCUCCGCUAAUAUCACACAUAUGCUGCGCGGACGUUUAAUGUCACAAGGUGUGCCACUCGAACAAACGCUCGAUGUCGAAGUAUUUCCAUAUUCCGUCUUCUACGUGUUCUACGAACAAUAUUUGACUAUGUGGCCCGAUACACUACAAAGUAUGGGCAUAUCUGUGCUGGCGAUAUUCAUUGUGACAUUCGUUCUAAUGGGUUUCGAUAUACACUCGUCAUUGGUGGUGGUGAUCACAAUUACAAUGAUUGUCAUAAAUCUCGGUGGCAUCAUGUAUUACUGGAAUAUUUCAUUGAAUGCUGUUUCGCUGGUGAAUUUGGUAAUGGCUGUUGGCAUUUCGGUUGAGUUUUGCUCGCAUCUGGUGCACAGUUUCUCCAUUUCAAUGGAGAAUACACGCGAAAAACGUGCCGCAGACUGUCUAACCAAAAUGGGUAGCUCCAUAUUCUCGGGCAUCACACUCACGAAAUUUGGCGGUAUUUUGGUUUUGGCGUUUGCCAAAAGUCAAAUUUUCCAAGUAUUUUAUUUCCGUAUGUAUUUGGGCAUCGUGUUGAUUGGUGCUGCUCAUGGGCUUAUAUUCCUGCCGGUGCUUCUCAGCUAUAUUGGCGCACCCAUUAAUAGAGCUAAACUGGCCAAUUAUCAACGGCAGGCGUAUAAAGUGCAAGAAACAUCGCUGUCUACGACGUGAUGCGACUCGAUAAUCUACCAAAGAGACGAUUGCCCGUCAAGUCCAACAAACAUCAUUCAAUCAACACAAUCAACAAACUUAUUAGCAUUUUGUCAUCGACGUAUCAGCAGGGCGUGUCUUUAUCGCGCAGCGGAAGUGUGAAGAAACGUAAACGAAUUUCACAAAAAUCAACAGUCAACGCCCAGUCAAAAAGGAGAGCAGUGACGGAGGAGGAGGAGGAGGAGCAGCGAAACUUUAUUUGCACUUGUAACAGUUCAGGAUAUAAAAUAUAGGGUACAAAGGAAAUAUAUGUAUAUGUAUGUAUGAUUUUCUUUUUCUUUAAUUUACACCGAUUGCGAGUUACAUAAUUUGUAGAUGAGAGAGAGACAAAACUUCGAGUUUUCAGUGAAGUUUACACCGUAGCUGAAUUAAGUUCGUAAAAGGCAUUUUUGUUAAAAUGGAAGCAAGCACCAAUACUUACCAGCCUAAAUCGAACUCUGUGAUAAACUUAGAUACAGGAAGUAAAUGAAAAAGAAAGAAAAAAGAAACAAAAAACGAAAACAAAACAAUAUUUGUAUUAAACAAAAAUGCAAUCAUAUUUCCAUAGACUGGUGAACUGAGUAGCUGCAGCUGGAAACAGGGUGUGUUACUGAGUUUUGAAAGCCUUUAAUAUUUUACGCAUUUUUAUUCCUAUUGGUUUAUUCCUAAUAUUACCUGAAUUUUUUUGAACGUAUACACAUAUACAUAUACAAAUACAUACAUACAUACAUAUAUAAAUAUUCAUACAUAUAUUCAGCAUUAAUAAAAUUUUAUUUUCGAAUAACACUUUGCUAAUUGGAUCAAAACGAAUUGAAAUUGGUAUUAAGCGCAUUUUUAUCCAAAUUAUUUAAAUUUUUUUCGCAUUAUUAUUAAAUUGGUUUACACAUACACACACAUACAUAUCGUAUGUUAAAUUUUUGUGUAAAAUGUAGUAUACUAUUUAGACCAUUUAAGUUUGCAAUUAUUUUGGAAUGGUUUGUAAAUGUUUUUGAUUUUGUUCAUUGUAGGUUAAAUGAAUUUUAUUAUAUUUUACUAUAAUAAAUAGCAUUCGCAAUUAUUAAUAAAAGCUGUGAGGUAAAGGAUUAAAAAAAAAUUAUUAUUACAUUUUUGCUAUUUUUUUUUUUAAAUUGAGCUGCGCUUCGUAUGCAUUUUUGGCGAAGUUAUUCCUUUCGAAUGUUAUUUCCAUUAAAUAAUGGAUUUUUCUGAAAUCGAUUUUUUCUCGAACUUUACAUAUUGAAUUUUUCAUUGGAUACAAGGCGCUUGCAUUAAAGGUGGUGGCACUAGACCAACAACAAACAAUGUGUUGUAUGUUUCAUUCUCACGGCAAAGUAUUGGCAGCGUAGAAAACAAAGCAUGAAUUCGCCUUGUUUCAUGCUGUACUAAUAUUUUUUUGCGCAAGUUCAGCAUUUGAGCUGCAAAAUCAAGGUACAUAAAUUUCAAACAGAAAAUUAAUAUUUACAAGUUAUUUAAAUUUGUAGUAAAUUUUGUAUUCUAUGCUAGAAAUUUUAAAAUUCUUUAUUAUUGCAACUGAGAAUUCCACAUUUUAUACUGUAUUCCUGGGUAAUGAAUUUUUUUAAUAAAAAAAAAAAGCAAAAAUCGGGAACCUAACACAGCUUUCCAUUGAUUUAAUGCGUAUUUCUAAAUCCAACCACUAUUAGAUAAAUACUUUAGCAAAUUUCACUCAUAUUUAGCUUUGGUAUUUAUUGGUGCUUUGUAACGUGUAAAAAACAAAAACAAAAAUAACUGAAUAUCAGCACCGCGAGCAAAUAAAGUAUUAAAGGUUUAGGCAAAGUAUUUGUAUUAUAACUAUUAGUUGAAAAUUUAAUGUGGCCUUCUUUAAUUAAAAACAAAACAAAAAAAAAAACAAAAUAAUAAAUAAAAAAAUACAAGAAAUGAAUGCAAACAAAGACUACCAUACAUUGGAAAAUGUUAUAAAUGAAAAUGAAAUGCGUAAAUAUUAGUAAUAAAGAAAAAUCUCGAAGAUAAGGAAAUGUUGUUUCUAAAAUGUAAUGUAAACAAAAAAUGUGAAAAUAAAAGAGGAGUAACAAUAAAAUAAAACCAAAAACAGAAAACAAAAUACAGAAACGAAUUCACAAUGGAGAAGUGAGGUUACACACAUUCACACACAUACAUACAUGCAUUAAUACAAUAUUUUUAUAAUUAAUUACGGUACAUGCACGCAUAUAUAACAAUACGAAUAUGUAUGUACAUAUGUAUGUGUGUAUCUAUUGAACUUUUCUGUCUGUAUUCGUAUACUGCGUAGAUAUAUACAAGAUAUAUAUACAUAUAUAUAUAUGUAUAUAUAUGCAUGUAUUUAGAAAUACUUCUCUACUAAAUGAAUGUUAAUCGAAUGACAAAAUGUGUGUGACAAAUAUGUAGAUGAAAUGGAUUUAUCAAUUAUGAACUAAUAUAAGACGCAAGAAGAAGAACAAACUAUUUAGUUCCUGGUAUACUGACUACGACCGGUCUUAAAGUGAAAACAAAAAUGUCUUUAUUAUAAAUAUGUAUAACUUGAGAAGUAUGUAGAUAAUGGAGAAUAUUAUUGAAAUAAAGCGUUCAUAAAUAUGUAAA
This is a messenger RNA of Anastrepha obliqua, 7280 nucleotides long. It is a transcript of the gene Npc1a, whose product is annotated as NPC intracellular cholesterol transporter 1. The transcript has 13 exons. Bases 699 to 4691 code for a protein of 1330 amino acids. The record is from RefSeq and is a predicted model, not a curated record. NCBI's taxonomy places the organism in Eukaryota, Metazoa, Arthropoda, Insecta, Diptera, Tephritidae. Gene Ontology annotation, molecular function: lipid carrier activity. Gene Ontology annotation, cellular component: membrane.